This is a messenger RNA of Dovyalis caffra, 669 nucleotides long. The record is from the annotation of a GenBank genome assembly. NCBI's taxonomy places the organism in Eukaryota, Viridiplantae, Streptophyta, Magnoliopsida, Malpighiales, Salicaceae.
AUGAAUAGCCAUAAUGAUCGUGAGCAUAUAAUUGACAUAACAAGGAAUGACAAUGCUUCAUUGGGCUCAUCUCAUAACCGUCAGCCUUCCGAAGUGGGUGGUGAUGGCUAUGGUCAUCGGCGCAGGAGCCCACUGAAUUCUGGGCUAUGGAUUUCUGUGGAGUCACUUGUCACCGCUGGUCAGAUCAUAGCAUCUAUAGCUGUUUUGUCAAUAUCAACAAAUGAAAACCCGCAAGCUCUUCUGAAAGCAAUCCUCAUGAAUCUUACAUCUUAUACAGCUACCUCUGAUGGUCAAUCUUCAGAUGAGGAGAAUUUUCACUCAAUAGAAGCAGCCAACAGGAACAGUCAGAUUUCAGGAUCCUUAAGUGCACGGAAAACUUGGGCUCCAACUCGUUCAAUUCAAGUUGGCACCAAGCUUUAUGGAAAACAGUUUUAUACCGAGGAGGGCUCAAACACCUCAAAGCUGGGAAUGUCAAUGAACAUGACAACUCAAGAGCAGGUGAAGGUGGGGUCUUGGGCUCUUGGCUGCAGGGACAGGAAAGGAGCUCAUGAUAUCAAGAUGCGAAAGGGUAAAGUACAACAUGCUCUAGAGAUCAGCUCUACAAGAAAGCGUUCUAUGCUGAUCAGAUGUAAAACCAGCACACUGAAAAAACUUCAGAGUGCUCCCUGA